UGUCUUCAUUGAUGUGAAGGAGAAGAAAGUGUUGUCGACAUUAGACAAUGUAGACUCCAGUCAACCACUGUGGCCGAUAUUCGGGGUGUAUAGCGCACCUUACCUCACUGUCAGCAUGAGACUUGUGGUGGGCAGUGACAUCAACGUGACAGAGGAGAAGAAAGCAAUGAUUGUCAAGGCGCUGUCGUGAUGUGGCAUGCUAAAGGCGGGCAUGGUGAAUGGACAUCUUCCCAAAGUGCUCUGUCUGUCAUCAGCAGUUUGUCCUCAAAGGCCCCGCCCCCUACCUACUGCCCUGUCUACAUGCUGUGUGUGAGACGUGUGUGACAUCUGCAGCUGGUGGUGUGAUAUCAUGCUCUACUUGUCAGAGGGAGGUCAACCUCACAGACACAAGCCUCCAGAAGGAUGCAGUGAGACAGAAGGAAAUAUUCCAUCUGACAGUCAAACAUCGCCCCACAGAGCUUCUCUGUACACACGAAGAUGACGGCAACCAGGCUGUGUGUUGGUGUCGGGAGUGUGAAGAGCUCCUCUGUGAAUACUGCCAGAAUAUGCACAGCAACUUCAAACUGACCAGAAAACAUGUACUUCAAAACCUCAGCGACUUUAAACCAGCUGUCUCAAACAUUCCAACCCCUUGCAGUAUCCACAGCCAUGACUCUCUUUAUCUUUUUGAUCGGAGAUGCAACAUUUUGAUUUGUGGAAGAUGCAGAUUUGAAGAUCACGCAGAUCAUGAAGUUGAGAAGGUAGAUGUGGUAGCUGAAAGUAUCCUCAAACAGCUGGACCAACACAAAACUGAGCUGGCAACCUUACAAGCUCGCCAACAGUCCAACAUUCAGAAUAUCAGACGAGGGACCGAAAUCACAGAUACAACGCACAACACGUUGAAAGAAAAUAUUGGCCAUACUUUUAGAACUCUGCGAUCACAACUUGACCAACGAGAGAAGGAACUUCUGACUGAUCUUGAAGGUCAGACGAAGGCGACCAAGACAAGUCUCCGUACUCAGCUAAACACAUGUGAAGAAGCUUCGAAGAAAUGCUCUGAGGUUUUAGACUACGUCACCAAGGUUCUCACGUAUGCCUCACAAUCAGACCUCCUGGAGUUGGAGAGUUCUGUAAGGGAGGCAACUCGGGCUUUCCUUGACACUGUUGAGACUCAAACACAGGACAUACCCGCAGCUGUCUUUAACACCAACGGCUUGUCAAAGCUGAAAUCAAACAUAUCACGAUUUGGGGCUGUCGUGACCAAGGACAUGGAAAAACAAUAUGCAAGAGACAAGGAAACUCAAACUGAACAUGACUUCAUAGCUGAGAUGGAAAUCAAAUAUAAGAACAGCAUCGAUGAGAACGAAAACAUCGUGAAGAGAGCCUCAGAAACCAUCCAUUUCCUGCUUGGGCUGCUCAGUGAAUGCGAUGUUCACCUGCUGAAACCAGACGCCUUGGACAAGUCGAUGGUGCUGAAGUGUAUACAUCUGAAGUAUGACACAGAUAAAAUUAACCUUGACCGCACCCACAUCAACACAGAGGGGGACUUGAUCAACAGCAAGUCUGACACCAGGUCUGCAGGGGAAGGGAGACUGACGAACUACGGGGGCACAUGCAGCACUAUCCCCCUCCCCUUGGCUGAUUGUCCCCAGUACUGGGAGACGGAGACCAGGGUCGGACUGGACAAAACACUCCCAGGGGGCAAUCUCAUCCUGGAGGUUGGUGUCUGUGCUGAGGGAGAGAUGGACAUGACUCACUACGUAGCCCGUCGUCCCCAUGCCUACAGUUUGAUCGUCGUCCACUGUACUACUCACAAAGGGAUAUGCAGGAUAACCUGGAAGGAGGGAAAGGUUGUGUUACAUCUACCUGACACCAUCCCCAACACAGCAGGGGCAUCACACACACUACACUACGGUGUUGUCUAUGAUGACGCCAGGAAGAAGAUUGUCUUCAUUGAUGUGAAGGAGAACAAGGUGAUGUCGACGUUAGACAAUGUAGACUCCAGUCAGCCCUUGUGGCCGAUAUUUGGGGUGUAUGGUGCAUAUGUAAACACUGUCAGCAUGAGGCUUGUAGUGGGCAGCGACAUCAACAUGACUGAGGAGAAAAAAGCGAUGAUUGUCGAAGCACUGUCGUGACAUCGUGUUAUGACACCGGCGGCCAUGGUGGUGAGUAGGAACACACGGAGAUAUGUACCAACGAUAUCAACAUGACGGGGAGAAGAAAGCUCUAGUUAUAAGACACUGUCAUGAUGCCAUGUUAUGACACCGGCGGCCAUGGUGGUGAGUAGGAAC
Haliotis rubra (blacklip abalone) is the source of this 2270-nucleotide messenger RNA. RefSeq lists its product as uncharacterized. NCBI's taxonomy places the organism in Eukaryota, Metazoa, Mollusca, Gastropoda, Lepetellida, Haliotidae. The record is from RefSeq and is a predicted model, not a curated record. The transcript has 6 exons. Gene Ontology annotation, molecular function: zinc ion binding. The coding region runs from base 219 to 2114 and encodes 631 amino acids.